Molecule: messenger RNA, 1520 nt
Organism: Alnus glutinosa
Lineage: Eukaryota; Viridiplantae; Streptophyta; Magnoliopsida; Fagales; Betulaceae
Product: G-type lectin S-receptor-like serine/threonine-protein kinase At1g11330
Exons: 1
Coding region: 96-1463 (455 amino acids)
Biological process (GO): recognition of pollen
Source: RefSeq, a predicted model, not a curated record
AAAACAAUUCAUCAUGCAGUCCAGACGGAAAGUUUUGAGUGGUAGAAAUAUCUGUCGAAGAAAAAGGUUAGAGGACCAGAAGCAAUGAAUCAACAAUGCUUUCAAAAUCUGCAUCCGGCCAUCCAAAAUCUGAAUUCUCAAAAACCAGAAGCGUUGAACCUAUGGGACUUGUUCGAAAUACCAACUUGUCAGCUCUUCUUGUCUUGCUAUUCUGCUUUUGUUUAAAGUUUUGCUCUGCCACAGACACCAUCACAGCCGCUAAGUUCAUCACCGACCCUGAAAGCGUAGUCUCUAAUGGCGGUGAUUUCAAAUUGGGAUUUUUUAGCCCUGCAAAUUCAACCGAUCGCUAUGUUGGGAUAUGGUAUGCUCAAAUUUCUGUGCCCACUGUCAUAUGGGUUGCUAACAGAAACAAGCCCCUCAAGAAUUCCUCUGGAAUUCUAACCAUAUCCGAAGAUGGCAAUCUGGUGGUAUUAGAUGGGCAAAAGAAGGUUCUUUGGUCAUCAAAUUUAUCAAGUUCUGUUGUCAAUUCGAGUGCCCAGCUUUUAGAUUCUGGAAACCUUAUCUUGCAAGGAAACACUACAGGGACAAUGAUAUGGGAGAGUUUCCAACAUCCUUCUGAUACAAUGUUGGAAAAGAUGAAAAUUAGUACUGAUGUUCAGCUGACAUCAUGGAAAAGUCCUUCUGAUCCAUCCAUUGGAAACUUCUCUGCCGGUAUUGAUGGUCGUAAUCUUCCUGAAAUGUUCAUUUGGAACGACGGUAGCCCAUAUUGGCGAAGUGGUCCAUGGAACAGCCGGGUCUUUAUUGGAAUACCGGCCAGGAGUUAUGUAUAUCUUGGUGGAUUUAGUAUUGUAGAUGAUAAAGAAGAAGGAACAUUCUAUUACACUUUUUCCAUUUCGAAAGACCCUCGCCUAAAGGAUUGUUUUGUCUUGAACGCGCAAGGAAAUCUACUUCAAAAACGUUCCAACAAUGGGGAGGAUUGGAAGGUCAAGUGGUCAAGUUUGGAGAUUGAGUGCGAUGUUUAUGGCAGGUGUGGGGCAUUUGGAAGCUGUAAUUCAAAGAAUUCACCAAUUUGCAGCUGUUUACGGGGGUUUGAGCCAAAGAAUACAGAAGAAUGGAACAGAGGAAAUUGGACUAGUGGAUGUGUGAGGAGGACACCCCUGCAGUGUGAGAGGGUGAACAAUAAUGGCAGUGAAGGGGAAAAAAAAGAUGGAUUUUUGAAACUGAUGAUGAUGAAAGUCCCAUACUUGGCAGAUUCGUCAUCUCCAUCUACUUCGGAAGAAAAAUGUAGAGCCCAAUGCUUGGAGAAUUGUUCUUGUAUAGCUUACGCAUAUGAUUCUGGCAUUGGCUGUAUGACAUGGACAGGAAGCUUAAUUGACGUACAGAAAUUCUCGACAGACGGAGCUGAUCUUUAUGUUCGUUUGGCCUAUUCAGAACUUGGUGGGUUGUUUUUGUUUUCUCUCUAAAUUUAUCUUAUUCUUGAAAUUUAUUAAUGUUGCAAAAUUGGUAAAAUUGUAUUUCAA